This is a messenger RNA of Punctularia strigosozonata HHB-11173 SS5, 5400 nucleotides long. RefSeq lists its product as uncharacterized. Lineage: Eukaryota; Fungi; Basidiomycota; Agaricomycetes; Corticiales; Punctulariaceae. The record is from RefSeq and is a predicted model, not a curated record. The transcript is spliced from 9 exons. The coding region runs from base 1 to 5400 and encodes 1799 amino acids.
AUGCAGCAUCCUGAACAACUCGUGCCCAGAACUCGAAUAGCGGCGGCGUUCGCAAAGGACAUAUACCCGCCAGACGGAUCUCGCGCGACUCUGCACGUCUUCAUUACCAUCCCACCGGACGAUAGCGACUCCGAAGAAUCACGCCGAGCCCUCCUAUGGCGAGUCGUCGUCGAGCCGGCGCUCCGACUUUCCACUUCGCAAUCCUAUGCGAGGAACGGGGACUCACUCGGUAGGUCAUCGGACGGGUAUUGGAAGCUCGAGGCUCUUUCGAGCCAGAUGACGGUCAUCCCAGUCGAUCGGCACGACAAGAAUCAGAUCGCGCGGGACUCCUUACGGCACUACACCUCCGUCCUCACGCGAUCGCUGCAGCCGUACCUUUCUGGAACCGAGUCAGGGCUUCGCUUCCAUCACAGCAAGAUAAUGGUACCCCCUCGGCACGAGCUCUGCGUUACCCAAGAACUGGCAGACUUACCGCCCGGCAGCCAUGGAGCAAACACGCCGGGCCCGGGCAAUAAGACAACCGUCUAUAGACCACCCAGCCGGAAAUCACCGCCGAUGCGACCUACCGACUUUUCGCCCCGCCCUAUCAACCAGGGACCCUCACUCUCAGACGCCCAGGACACGCGACCAGAUCGACACGCUACUAUGAAGGAUUGCAGCGCCUGCAGCCCGCGGAAGGACGCAAACAUAACCGAGCACGGUACCGCACCUCAACACUCCAACGGUACGCCUUCCAUACCUCGGUACGCCCCGUUUAGCCCGCACCCUCUCAUCACAAGUCGACCCGAUACUGAACCGACUCUCAACCCACUACAGGUCCAAACUCGGACUCUAGCUCGCCCGCGGCCUUCACACAAGACCCACAGAGGAUUCGACCUCCAUGUUCAAGAACUGGCUCCACUCGAACCCGCAUGCGCCGUAACGCAAUCCGAAGACUCCCAUCGGGUGCCCGCUCGCCCUGGACGUAUCCGACGACAAUCAGGCGACACCUCCGACACAAUCUUGGUCCCGUUUGAGGAGUACUUAAACGCCGGUACGCACCUCUCCCCGCCAGUCGAAGAGUCAGCUCGCUCACUCUUCGCAAAGCUCGCAAACUGUUCAGCAUCAAAACCGACACUCCCUAUGUCUCAUGCGCCAUCCCGGAUCUCGCAGGCGACUCCCGCGCUCGAUGCGCUCUCGACUCCGACUCAAGAAGCAGAUGCUCCGCCGCCUCUUCUGCCCGCGACCUACGGCUUGCCCCAGCACUCGACCAGCGCCAGCACGGCACCCCAAGGAUUUUCCCUGACCACGAACGAAUUUGUGUACGCCUCGCGCGUCCCUAUUUCACAAGACGAACUAACCGAAAUUCUUCGCUUUGCCAGGGAGGAAGGCGGCUGGACCCGUCUUUCCGAAUCGGCCCCAUCCUCAACGCGCAAGAUCCUCUCGCCGCAGCCGCACGUUGCGCGCGAUGCGGCGCUAUUCCUGAACUCACCAGAGGUCAACACGGUCCGUUUUCCUUCGACGCCUCACCCGCAGACUGGAAAUGUCCUCGACGCCCGGCACUACCGUCCGAUCAUCACCGAAAGCGGCGGUUUCCAAGAAGACAACGACUUUCCUGGAUACUACCGCGUCGGCGGAUGUCUCGUCCCUCUCGGCGACCCCCUCUUCAGCGAAAACCGCUUCAAGGCUCCGAUCCGUGCUGCCUCGCCGCCGUUCUAUCCGGGAACUAUUCACUUGAUCUCCGCAGCGGACCCGGCCUACUUCAAGCCCCUCUCGGCGCCAUCGACACCCGAACCGCCUACGCUCAACAAUCCGCCGUCCUGCACUUAUCGGAUCGAACUCGUACCCAGAAGCGAUCCUCGUCUCGGUGGCAAUCCGUUCAAACCGAGUCGGCUUCCUGGGCCGGGUGAACCGCAAGCUCCUCAUGAAGUCUCCGACUCCACGCCAACCAUGUUCAUCAGCGAAGGACUCUACCAGCUGCUCUCGGUCGGAUUCACUUACCGGCGCGCCGACGCGGACGGAGAUGCUGCCCAUCGCGAAAGGUUUGAAGAAGCUAUGGACCACCUUCGUGAAGGCGGACUCGACCCAUACCCGGACUUGCUAGGAUACUACCGCGACAACGGAUUCGCCGUGCCCAUCGGGCAGCCAUCAUCGACACCGGAUCGCGUCAAGCUUCCCAUCCGAACCGCUUCUCCGCCAGGCCUUCCUCGAUCCGUUCACGACCUCGCGGCUCAUGCUCCUAACGUUUUCCGUCCACUCUCUGCGCCUCCGACGCCGCCUUCCGACUCGGACACUUACCAACAAUCUCAGACUUACGUCCUCGAGCUGGUCCCAACGGACGAUCUUCGACUCUGCCGACGGAUGCUCCGGAGCAGCCGCCAGCCGCUGCCCGGAGAAUUACUAAAUAAAUAUAGUGUUGACGGGUUGACUCCCCGCUUGUACUUCGACGAGCGGGACUACGCUAACCUCGUCGACACGGUCCGGGGAUUGACCCUGGAACCGGCCGACGACCAGUCGGUACUCGACUUCGACGACGACGCGACCGACCCACCCGACGGAACCUCUCGACUACACGCCUCUAUCGACGCAUUUCCCGGCCUUCCUGGACUCUACUACCCAUCCGAAGGGUACGCCGUCCCUCUCUCGGAACCGCCCGAUAGCCGCCUACGCAUCAAAGUCCCGAUUCGCGCCGCCUCGCCGCCCGGUUACCCCAGGAUCAUCCACGACCUAUCAAAUCAAUUACCCCAGACUUACCGCCCGCUAUCUGCACCCGCGACACCUGAACCUCCUUCGGAUCUCUACCCUGCUUCUCUGACUUACAAAAUCGAGCUUGUCAACCAUGACGACCCCGUCUUGGAAGACCGCAUGCUGAAGGCCGCGUACGACCAGGUUCUCCCCGGCACUUCGCGACGACGCGUUCACACUCCCACCGCGGUCCUCUACAUCAGCCACAAGAUCUUCUUACUCAUUGCGCAAACUACCCGGCUCGCCAUGGACGCUCACGAUCGGGAGGAAGCUGGCGGUACGACUCGUUCGUUCUUUACCGACCUUCCCGGCAUCUACUACCCCGCCGACGGAUUCGCCGUGCCCGAAGGACAGCCGCCGGACAGCGACAUGCGUCUCAAGCUCCCCGUACGCGCUGCUUCUCCGCCAGGCUUCACGCGCUCGAUCCAUAACUUAUACGAAGAGGCCCCUCACAUGAUCAUCCACGACCUAUCAAAUCAAUUACCCCAGACUUACCGCCCGCUAUCUGCACCCGCGACACCUGAACCUCCUUCGGAUCUCUACCCUGCUUCUCUGACUUACAAAAUCGAGCUUGUCAACCAUGACGACCCCGUCUUGGAAGACCGCAUGCUGAAGGCCGCGUACGACCAGGUUCUCCCCGGCACUUCGCGACGACGCGUUCACACUCCCACCGCGGUCCUCUACAUCAGCCACAAGAUCUUCUUACUCAUUGCGCAAACUACCCGGCUCGCCAUGGACGCUCACGAUCGGGAGGAAGCUGGCGGUACGACUCGUUCGUUCUUUACCGACCUUCCCGGCAUCUACUACCCCGCCGACGGAUUCGCCGUGCCCGAAGGACAGCCGCCGGACAGCGACAUGCGUCUCAAGCUCCCCGUACGCGCUGCUUCUCCGCCAGGCUUCACGCGCUCGAUCCAUAACUUAUACGAAGAGGCCCCUCACAUGUACCGACCACUCUCCGCUCCCGCCACGCCCGAUCCACCGACUCUGGAAUACCCAGAAUCUUGCACCUACGUUAUCGACCUCAUCUCGAACUUCGACCCUCGACUCGGCGGCGCCAAGAUGAAGGCCAGCCAUUACCCCCUCAAUGGCUCGGACUUCUCCCCUCGCUCGACGGACGACUUCACUCCGCGGAUGUUUAUCGCCCGCUCACUGUUCGCUCAGCUCGCCUACGCCGCACAUCACGCAGUCGAAGAACGGGCGCGCACAAAGGACUACGACGAUACACUAGACCUACAUGAUGUCGAAAUGGAGGAGCCUAGUCUCCAAGGACCUCCCCGCGUCAAUACUCUCGUACUCCCGUCGCCGCCUCCGCUCGCCCUAAGCGGACCACCCUCUAUAUUCCAGCUCCCGAACGGCCUCGAUCCCUCGGUUAGCCAGGAUAUCGCGCGACAUCUUGAACGACUGCGACUCGCCGAAGGAUACUCGGUAAACGACCGCCCGCCGACGCCGCACCCGCAGGCUCUGCAAGGCGCCAUCACACAUCGUCUCGCACAGUUUCCGCCGGGCCACGCCCUCCUCACAGGACCCGGCAUGCCGUUCUAUCGGUGCGACGGCUACAUCAUCCCGAUCGGCGAACCACCCGCCAGCAGCCAGCGAAUCAAAGUCCCUAUGCGACUGAGGACACCGGAGGGAUACCGCAACACUAUCCACACCCUCUCGCGUAUGGACCCGACGUUAUUCCGCCCUCUCUCAGCGCCAUCGACACCCGAGCCACCCACGGACGACUACCCUAACUCCCGACUUUACAAUCUCAUCCUUAGCGCCCCCGAAGACCCGAACGAACACCCUUUCCCCUUCUCGGUCGAGUUCUCACCUCCGCCUUCGCCGAAGCCUCAUGCCGUCAGCCGCGUCAUUCAAGAGACGGACCCAUUCCUCUGGAUGGACGAGGCCCUCUUCGAUUACUUAGACAUGACCUUCCCGCUUCCCCGGCACUGGACCAGGCGACUUAACUCGCCCGACGUUUGCUCGCCUGGACCGGACGAAGGCGACUCCUCUGCACUCCCGAACGUCGACGAGGAAAUGCUCCUCGCCGAGUACGACCGGCUCCGCAUCAACGAUCCUGAACCUACCGACCAUCGCCCAGACGAUCGCCGCAAAUCUGUGCCCACCGACGCCGAGUACGUCGUCUCUUCCUGGAUUCCUACCGACAUCACUUACCCCGACUCUUGCAAAAAACUCAGCGACUCCGACAUCUCUUAUUCCGACAGCUCUUCCUCGACCAGUUCGAUCUCCUUCGCGGCCCCUCGCCGAUCUCUCGCCAACAUUCUUCGAUCAGUCAACAACCGGAUGGCCCACCUCGGAGAAGCCAUGCAGUUCACCGUCGCCGCCGUCGCUACGCUCCUAUCCAGUCACGCCGCCUUCUAUCGUGCCGCCCAGAACAACCACUUCGACCUCGAAACUAACCUCACCUCGAUCUACGACACCGUCGAAACCGCCGCCCGUACAAUCCGCGAAACCGACACGGAUCAUCAAAUGUCGAUGGACCGAAUCGCCCGCGACCUCCUCGACCUCCAGCUCGACAUUGGCGCAAUCCGAACGAAUGUCGAGGCCUGGAACUGGACACCCGAAGAUGCCGACGAGGCAGAUGGCAAGGAACUUAGCCCGCUCUCGUCCAGCCCCGACACCUCGUCCGACAUGGAAUUAUCCGCCGCCAACUUCAACGAUGUCCAGCCAUGA